This is a messenger RNA of Lytechinus variegatus (green sea urchin), 3645 nucleotides long. RefSeq names its product troponin I-like. Gene Ontology annotation, cellular component: troponin complex. The record is from RefSeq and is a predicted model, not a curated record. Lineage: Eukaryota; Metazoa; Echinodermata; Echinoidea; Temnopleuroida; Toxopneustidae. The transcript has 15 exons. Gene Ontology annotation, biological process: muscle contraction. Bases 209 to 1420 code for a protein of 403 amino acids.
UAGUGCGAUGCUGGUGUUUUACCUGCGCUCUGUGUGUGUGUCGCAUACGUGCUUGCUUAUCCCCUGCAUGCGUGUAAUAGAGGCAAUCGGCGGGCGCUGAGUGUAAUUCUCGCUCGGAGACAAGUACUGGAAUUUAGUGCUGGAACUAAAUUGAAGAGGUAACUUCUCUGCUUAAUUCUUAGAACUUGUUUGCUUGCUGUGAGAUACCAUGGGUGAUGAUUAUGAAGCAGAGGAGCGGGCCAGGAGGAGGGAAGAGAGAAGAAAAAAGAGGGAGGCUGAACGUGCUGCGGCGGCUUCGACCAAUGGGUUUGAUAGUACAUCUAGCAGAGACCUGGAUGAAAUCAGAAGAAGACGGGAGGAACGUCGGGCAAAGCUCAGGCAAUCAGCGGCAGAGGAGGCGGAGACUAAUGGGCCAACAGAAGAAACAGACGAAGAGAGAGCGCGGCGAGAGAGGAGAGAAAAGAGGGCCAGGGAGCGAGCAGAGAGAGAAGCAGCCGAUGCAGCAGAAGAGUCAUCAUACAUAUCCCGUCGCCGUCGACAACGGGAGGAGAACAACAAUGAAUCGUUGACGCCAAAAAAGAUUGAGAGUGAAACGGUAGAAGACACAUCGAGUCAACAGCAGGAGGAGGAUGAUACACAGAAUCAGAGAGAGGAGGAGGAGAGGAGACAGAGAGAAGAAGAAGAGGAAAGACAGAGACAAGAGGAGAGAGAACGAAGACGCCGUGAGAGAGAGGAGGAAGAAGAACGUCAAAGGCAGGAGGAGGCAGCAGCAGCUGCAGCCAGGGAAGAAGAGGAGAGAAGACAAGAGGAACGAAAGAGGAAAGAAGAAGAAGCGAAGAAGAAGGAAGAGGAGAAGAAAAGAAAAGCAGCCGAGGAGGAACGUCGGAAAAAAGAAGAAGCCGAGAAGGCGAAACCAGCCGAGCAAGCAAAGACAGAUGCCGCUCCUGCAGCCGACGCUGCUCCCGCCGCCGCUCCCGCCAAACCUAAACCCAAACUUGGCGGCAAGCUUGGUAGUAAACUCACUGCCGGAAGAAAAAAGAAUAUUAUGCAAAUGAUGAUGAAGAAAGCCCAAACCGACCUGAAGGUUGAAGCGGAACAGAAAGCCGAGAUGAGGAAUAAGUACGUCGAAGAAAACGUCAAACCACUCAGCAUCGAUUCCCUGUCACGCGAUCGUCUCCGUGAGCUCUGUGAAGAGCUGAGCGAGCAGCUGAGGGAUGCGGAGGGUAACAAAUUUGACCUGGAAGUUAUUAUACGCAAGCAAGAUCUAGAGAUUGAAGACAUGAAAGUUCGAGCUAAUGAAGCAAGGGGCAAAUUUGAAAGACCAGAGCUCAAGAAAGUACAGAGGAAUACAGACAAACCGUCUGACACGGAGGCUAAGUUUGAUUUUCGCAGCUUGAUCACAGCCCUAAAGAGUGUCUGAAUUAUGCAUUGUGUUUAGUGCACGACAUGCAUUACAUUGGCAACUAAACUAGGUUCUUUAAUUCAUCUCGUUCGCAUCGUCAUCUUCUUUAUUCAUGUGCUAUUGUCUCCGAGACUUGAUUGCCAGACCAAUACAGUUCAACCAAUCGGAUCGCCCAUCUCAUCUUGUAGAGGCCUCCUUCUUCCAAUUGCAUUUCAUGUCUUAUAAAAAGAUAUUGACAACUAUAACAACUCCCUAUGUUUCCUCGUAAGGUUACAUAUUCAGUGAAGAUAUAUGGCAUCUUAGAAUGUUCCCCUCUGAUGAAGAUAAAUAUGGUGAUUUCCACAGUACUUUGACAAAAGGAAGCGGGUGACAUUUUAACAAAACUUGAGUUUUUAUUUGGCAAAGAUCUUGAUUAAUUAUUGAUUUCCUCUUCUGGGUGAACUUUUGUCGAAAAUAAAAGGCAUUUGGAUUUAUUUAAAUUACAGAAUUACUUGCUCUUUUACAGAAAAUUGUAGUUUAAUAACUUAUAACUAAUAGGGCAGCAUCGUUGGCUUUGUUCAACUCGGCUCUACAGGAAUCAUAAAUGAACUUUGGGAAGAAAUCCAUUUUUUCGUGGGUUCAGAGUUCAUAGUAGAUAGUUGUUUAUAGCUACAUACAUAUAUAUGUAUGCAAUUACCAGAGAUGCCAACUAUUUUUAAUUGCUGCGUUUAUGGGGGGGGGGUUAAUGAAAGGUAUUGCAUGUUUUAUGAAAAAAUGUAUUUUUCCCAAAAUCACAUUAUCAACAUACAUGUAUCUAUUACAGAACAGUUGAAAAUCCUGUUUUUCCAAUCCAAACAUCACUAUUUCAUCCCUCCAAAUACUGCAAGUAUUCCUCCAAUGUUGGCAUUUUUCUAAUAGUUAUAUUACAAAGUGCCUUAUAUAGAACACUACACCCUAAACUAUGCAAGGUAUUUAUUUCUUAAUGACAUAUAGUCUGGUUAAUAAGGGCUCUUUGAAAGUGUUUGUACGGUCUAGUCCAUGUACCUAUUUCCUGCUUGUAUUAUAAUCUACUUUGAUGUGUGAUGAGAUUGUCUUUGUUACCAAACUUCAAACCAAGUUACUAGGCCAUGUAACACAAAGGUUCGUGAUCAAUUGUAAUUAUUAAAAAUGAUUCUGAUUGGCUCCUGGGCAGUGGUAUGAACAAAAUCUUCAUGUAACCAUGAUCGUGACUGGCCACUGUCAUUUAGCAUUGAUAACAAAUCUUUGUGUUACAGAGCCCAGGGAAAUUACAAUAGGAUAUCGAUGCAACAUAAUGUAUGCACAAUAUCAUAUGUAUGUGCCAAAAUCAUAGCCAGAUGGAUGUAAUUCAGUACAGAAGUUGUAUUCUAAAAAAUUAGGGUUGCUUCGGGUUUGAGUUUUUUUUUCUCAUGGUACCCGCUUGGUCAGACAUGGCACAACAAAUGACUCCACUUAUCAUUGGGUGUUGGCCACAGAAACAUGUAAUUUCUAUAUACUUUAUAUUUGGACUACACUGCACCAGUAGGCAAUAGGUUCGUAAAUGGUUAUGCUGAGUGUGAGGUCUGAAAUGAGCAAAAAAAAAUCUGGCGUAAAAACUGCAAAAAAAUUGGGUCUUUUUUUUUUUGUAUUCUGAAAUUUUGUUCUAUCGGUCUACAGAUUUUAAAGUUACAAACCAAACAAUUUAUCCUGUCUGUUAUGUUUGUUGGUUAAAUUAUUGACUUUGUAUUUAGGGGAAAAGGGCUUUGCUCUUUGUGGCCCUUAGUCUGAACACACCUUAAUUUUGUCAUUCCCUUGACUAGGAGUAUCCCUGGUUCAUUCAGACUGGGAAAAAUAAUCCUGAGAUUAGCAAUAUCUCACAUACAAUGCAGCUCAGUGUUAUUGCAAAGCCAGGCCUACAUACAUGUAUGAAUAGCUCUUGUAUGUAAUUUUGGAGACUCUCUUUGUACUUGUAUAUAUUUGUUUAAUUUUGAUUGGCUUCAGUAUAAAUACUUUGCCUAUUACUGCCUUCUGUAGAAACUUUAAGCCAUAUUAUUCACUGUAGUCCCAUGUACUAACUUUGGAUAAAUGUUCAGUACUAGAAUAGUACUGGAAGGAACAAGUGAUCAUUAGUGUACUGUAUGAAAUGUCACUACUGCCUUUGAACAUUCAUAACAUUUACAAAUCCUCUUGAAGAUGACUGAGAAAAUUUUCUUGUUGAUAUAUCAUUAUCAGGGUAUCUGCAUAAAAGGUAUUAAAGGGGAAGUUCA